Messenger RNA from Dendronephthya gigantea, 1023 nucleotides. RefSeq names its product dual specificity testis-specific protein kinase 1-like. Gene Ontology annotation, biological process: protein phosphorylation. The transcript has 2 exons. NCBI's taxonomy places the organism in Eukaryota, Metazoa, Cnidaria, Anthozoa, Malacalcyonacea, Nephtheidae. Bases 1 to 1023 code for a protein of 340 amino acids. Gene Ontology annotation, molecular function: ATP binding; protein kinase activity. The record is from RefSeq and is a predicted model, not a curated record.
AUGGAAUCCAACAAGGAAAUCAGCCAAUUAUUAAAGAAGAGGGCUAUGCGAAAUUGCCGCAAGAAGCGCAGGAGACAAGAACGGGCCUUCACCAAACGUCUGGCGGCUGAGGAGGUUGUUGCGCAGAAGAUAAAGGACAGCGUAAAAGUACAAAAAGAAUUAGCUGAGAAAUAUUAUUCUAAAUGGAAAAUUAUUUCUAAAGAGGCCAAAGACUUGAGAAGAAAGGUUUCAUUAGAUACAGCAGUAAGUGGUAAUGCUUUAUUAUCCAAAAAUAUUUCUGCUUCUGUCAAACAAAUAAGCCCCAGUGAGUUGUCACCUGUGGAAAAAGGUAACUCUAGUCCUAUUCCUGUUGGAACUGGAACUUAUGGAGAGUGUGUGGUAAAACAAAUGAAGAGAUUUGGGAUAAUGGUUAUCGAGAAGAAGCUGCCCACAUCUGAUUUGAGAGCAGUUCUAAAUGAAGCACAGUGUAUGAAUGCACUGACUCAUUCAUCUAUCCCACAUUUAUUGGGUGUCCAAAUAGAAGAAAAGCCAUUUUCUUUAAUUAUGGAGUAUCUUGGUGAGGGUAUGGAGUCUGUUACAGUUCACAAGCUGUUACACCAAACCCUGACAAAAAAUAUGUUUCUCUCUCACAAUGAAUGGAUUUCAGUUUUACUUGACAUCACUGAAGCUCUCUUUCAUGUCCAUACUAAAGGUUUUUUGCACUGUGAUGUCAAGUCUAACAAUGUUCUUGUCUCAGGAAAGAAGGGGUUUUUGAUAGACUUUGGCAAAGCUUGCCCUCUUUCUAGACAAAAAGCUCGAAAAUACAGCUCUUUUUACAACCAUAUUGCCACAGAGGUCUUGCGAGGUUUCCCAGUUAGUACAUCAAGUGAUGUUUUUUCCCUUGGGGUAAUCAUACAUAGUGUUGGAAAAAAACUACCAAGUGCGUGCCUGGAAUCCUUGGGGAAGCAUUGUAAAAAUAGCAAGACAGCAAUGAGGCCAUCUGUACCAGAUUUGUUAAAGGUCUUGAGGGAGAACUUGCAGUAA